CGACUUAUCAACGUGUCUAUCUCCGUACCAUAUCAAACUUACCAAAUCACAAAUCAUACUCUCACCAUUAUGGAACAAGGUCUGCAUAUCUGAUUGCAUGGACUGUGAAAGUGGAUAGAGUAUUGGGAAUUUCUCCUGAUUCUUCCGUCUUGGCCUAGGAAACAAGAGAUAACCUUAAUUCAUACCGAUUAACCUUAAUCGAGAAGAGUUUAGUAUGUUUUGGAUUCGAUGACUUGAUGCAGGAAAUUGAGGUUUCCUUAGGUAUAGUAUCGAUUUCAGAGACAGGAGACCUCUAAGAUCAAUUGGAAUCAUGUAAGUGACUUAUCGAUGGUCCUCGUUGACAAUGGCAAAAACCUAUAAGUAUGUAUCCUAUUCCUGCCCAUCAUCCAUCAUCUCAUCUUCUCUACAUUCAUUACAUUCAUUACAUUCCUUUACCAAUAUCCUACGUUCUUUACAAACUAACCCAAUAAAUUCAAACAAAAACCGUCAAAAUGCAAUUCACAACCACCACACUCAUUGCCAUCCUCAGCGCUAUCGCAGCUGCAUCUCCUAUCGAACCCCGUCAAAAUUCGACGAUGCAAGAACACCUCUGCACUUCCGCUAUUGACACAGCCUUGUGCUGUCAAACCACUAUUGCCGGUGUCAUUAACCAGACCUGCACAACUCCUGGCAUUACUCCUCGCAACAAACAAGAAUUCCGAGCAUACUGCGCUGCUCAAGGUCAAGACUCAUCAUGUUGUAAAACUCCUCUCAUAGGCGAUGGAGUUAUCUGCACCCCUCCUUAGAUGGGAGGUUGAUUGCGAUGGAGGUCCGAGUAUGUGGACAUUUGGACGGGCGUUGGAGAUGAUACGAAAAGUUUUGUUGAGGGGUACGGUUUGGUGUACUGUAUGAUUAUCGAGGACGGACGUAUAUUUUCUCUGAUUUUUGAUGCCAUUUUG
This is a messenger RNA of Botrytis porri, 938 nucleotides long. RefSeq lists its product as uncharacterized. The record is from RefSeq and is a predicted model, not a curated record. Gene Ontology annotation, cellular component: extracellular region. The coding region runs from base 492 to 785 and encodes 97 amino acids. The transcript has 2 exons. NCBI's taxonomy places the organism in Eukaryota, Fungi, Ascomycota, Leotiomycetes, Helotiales, Sclerotiniaceae.